AUGCCACCCUCGCCGCUGGAAGAGCGGAUGGGCGUCCUGCAGAGACCCAAGACUUUAGCUCUGCGUCUCAGCCAUGGCUUCGUCACCCACAGCAGUGGCGGGGAGAAGCCACUGUCCCCGCCCGCCGCCUGCCGAGCGGGCGCCCAGGGCCCCUGCGAAGCGGUCCGCCGGAGCAGCGUCCUUCUCCCUGGCCAUUCUCACCCGCUCAACCUCAAGCCUCAGGGACGAGGGUCCGAGGGUGGCCUGGCCCUGCCGCCGGACCCUAAGCCGGGCGAGAAGAAAGGGGCACUGGCCCCCCAGCUGAAGGCGCUCCUGCCCCAGGCCAAACUCAAGAAGAGGGGUCUCAAGGAGAACGCCAAGCCUUCGGGGGAUGCGUCCCCCAGCUCGUCGCUCUCCAGCCCCGCCACCACCAUGAACCCCUUGAAAUGCGGCUGCUGGGGGUGCUGGCGGAUGCUGCGCUGCGAGGAGGCCGGAGCCAAGUCCGGCCUGCGCUCCCUGGCCUGCUUCUCCAGCCGAUCCAGCCUGCGUUCUCUGAGCUGCCCCAGCUGCAGCCCGCAGUCCAUGAAGAAGCUGGGCUGCUUCUCCUGCGCUCCGGUCGCCCUGCGCUCCCUAGCGUGUCUGGCCUGCAACCUCUCGGUCAAGUCGGCCAGCUCCUCCUGCAGCUUCUGCAGCAGCGACCCCAUCGUGGCCUACGACCCCCAGGUGGGGUCCUCGCCGGCCAACAGCUGCUACGGCGGGGACGAAGAGGAGGGCGACGACUACACGGUCCGUCCCAUCUGGCCGGAUGAGCUGGCCAAGAAAACGAGCAAGUCGCCCGUACCAGCCUCGCAGCCCCCGUGGGGCCAGCCGCAGACCUCCCCCUUGAUCCUGGACUGCCGCAACCUGGUGGAGUUCACCAAGGCUCAGCUGCAGGGCGCCAUGCGCUUUGGGGUCGCCGACGCGCCGGGACGGCGGCGGUUCCAGCAAGGGAAACUGGCUGUGCUAGAUUUCCUUUCUUCCCGGGGUACCUGUGACGGCCGGGACUCCUCGCUGCAGUGCUUGUGGUCCAAGGAAGGGUCUGGCUGCAGGGGGGUCCCGGAAUCUCCACCAGCUAGCCCCCCCAAGCCGCCCAAAGCCCAGCCUACGCAGAACCUGCACCUUGUCCUGGAUCUGGUCCACAGAGAUGAGCAAGGACUUGGGAAGAGAGGCACUCCGAUCGGGUCAGAUGCCCCAGAGAUCUCGGACGAAGUGGGUUCCCCGCUCACCCCCGAUUUGGAGAACGCCGAGCUGAGCCGCAUCCUCCCGUUCCUCUUCCUGGGCGACGAGAGGGACGCCCAGAACUUGGAGAAGUUGCUCCACCUCAACGUGGGCCACGUCCUCAACGUCACGACCCACCUGCCUCUCUACCACGCCGACAGCGGGCGCCUCCGUUACAAGCGCUUGCCUGCCACCGACAACAACCGUCAGGACCUGCGGCAGUAUUUUGAGGAGGCGUUUGAGUUCAUCGAGGAGGCCCACCAGAGUGGAAAGGGAGUCCUCAUCCACUGCCAGGCCGGCGUCUCCCGUUCGGCCACCAUCGUCAUCGCCUACCUGAUGAAGCACACCUUGAUGACCAUGGGCGACGCCUACAAGUACGUCAAGGGCCGCCGGCCCGUCAUCUCGCCCAACCUCAACUUCAUGGGGCAACUUCUGCAGUUCGAAACGGACCUCAACGCCGGCGUCACGCCUCGCAUCCUCACCCCCAAGCUGGCCGGCGUGGAGACGGAGGUGUGA
This is a messenger RNA of Protobothrops mucrosquamatus (brown spotted pit viper), 1752 nucleotides long. RefSeq names its product dual specificity protein phosphatase 10-like. Lineage: Eukaryota; Metazoa; Chordata; Lepidosauria; Squamata; Viperidae. The transcript is spliced from 3 exons. Gene Ontology annotation, cellular component: cytoplasm; cytosol. The record is from RefSeq and is a predicted model, not a curated record. Gene Ontology annotation, molecular function: protein tyrosine/threonine phosphatase activity; MAP kinase tyrosine/serine/threonine phosphatase activity. Gene Ontology annotation, biological process: negative regulation of JUN kinase activity; protein dephosphorylation. Bases 1 to 1752 code for a protein of 583 amino acids.